This is a messenger RNA of Octopus bimaculoides (California two-spot octopus), 801 nucleotides long. RefSeq lists its product as uncharacterized. Lineage: Eukaryota; Metazoa; Mollusca; Cephalopoda; Octopoda; Octopodidae. The record is from RefSeq and is a predicted model, not a curated record.
AUGUUGACUUUUGUUAUUGUUGACCAUGUUGCAGUUACAGAAGAUAUGGUCACUGAGGUUGUGAUGUUUGUAGUUGAUAUUGAUUCGGUUACUGUUGGUUGUGUUACUGUAAUUUCAGCGGUUGUUGACUCCGCUGUUACUAUCAUUGUUGCUAUUACAGCUGAUAGUCCUGUUGUUACGACGAUUGUUGGUUAUGCUGUUAUUAUUACAAUAACUGUUGUCACUUCUUUUAUUGUUCCUGUUAUUCUGACAUCUACCUUUAAUGCUCCCAAUAUUAUGACAGGUACUGUUGUUACUGAUGUUGCGACAGCUGUUGCUAUUGUUAAGACAACUGCUGUUUUUGCUCCUGUUCUUAUGACAUUUGCUUUCGUUGCUCCUGUUCUUAUCAUAUUUGCUAUCGUUGCACCUCUUCUUAUGACAUCCACUAUCGUUGCUCCUGUUCUUAUGACAUCCACUACCGUUGCUCCUCUUAUGACAGUUACUAUCGUUGCUCCUGUUCUUAUGACAUCCACUAUCGUUGCUCCUGUUCUUAUGACAGUUACUAUCGUUGCUCCUGUUCUUAUGACAUCUGUUAUCAUUGCUUCUGUUCUCAUGGCUGUUGCUAUCGUUGCCUCUCUUAUGACAGUUACUAUCAUUGCUCCUGUUCUUCUAACAUCUACUGUAGUUGCUUCUCGUCUUAUGGCAGUUACUAUCGUUGUUCCUGUUCUUAUGACAUUUGCAAUCGUUACUCCUCUUCUUAUGACAUCCACUACCGUUGCUCCUGUUCUUAGACAGUUGCUAUCGUUGCUCCUCUUCUUAUGA